CUCAUUGAAGCCGCUCAGAGAAGAAACUACGGCAGGAGGGGGAGCAGUCUGUCGGCCUUACUUAGACACAUUUUGACAGAGCAUUCCCUUUAAAAUGGCGUACCACAGUCCGUACAAAGCUCCCCCACACAUCAACGCCCCCCCGGACCAGGGCUUUCUGUGGAAUAUCUUUCAGAGGGUCGACAAGGACCGCAGUGGAGUGAUAUCAGACUCAGAGCUUCAGCAGGCCUUAUCGAAUGGCACAUGGACUCCUUUUAACCCAGUGACAGUGCGCUCCAUCAUAUCCAUGUUCGACAGGGAAAAUAAAGGCGGGGUGAACUUCAACGAGUUCGCUGGCGUGUGGAAGUACAUCACAGACUGGCAGAACAUCUUCCGGACCUACGACAGGGACAACUCAGGCUUCAUUGAUAAGAACGAGCUCAGACAGGCGCUGACUGGAUUUGGGUAUCGUCUGUCAGAUCAGUUCUACAACACACUGAUAGAGAAGUUCGACCGCCAGAGGAAGGGACAGGUUGCCUUCGAUGACUUCAUCCAGUGCUGCAUUGUACUACAGAGGUUGACAGACGUGUUCAGGCGGUACGACACAGACCAGGAUGGCUGGAUCCAGGUUUCAUAUGAACAGUAUCUAUCCAUGGUCUUCAAUGUAGUAUAAUGCACACGGAUCACCACAGAAGAGCACAACUGUACACAACUGUGCCAAAGCUACAGGCACCUCCCAGAUGUCUGCCAUGGUGGACACUACAAGAUUUUUUUUUUCAACCUGAUUUUUAGCCUCAAUUGGGCUGUUUCACACACCUUUUUAACAUUAAUACAAGGAAACUUCCUUUUUGGUGGUUGUGAUUAUGAUGGUGAUCACAGUAUUUGUCUGGAGGUACAACUACAAUGCUUGAUAUAUUAAAAAAAAAAUUCUUGUAGUGUUU
Messenger RNA from Micropterus salmoides (largemouth bass), 920 nucleotides. RefSeq names its product programmed cell death 6 (gene pdcd6). Bases 95 to 652 code for a protein of 185 amino acids. The transcript is spliced from 6 exons. NCBI's taxonomy places the organism in Eukaryota, Metazoa, Chordata, Actinopteri, Centrarchiformes, Centrarchidae. Gene Ontology annotation, molecular function: calcium ion binding. The record is from RefSeq and is a predicted model, not a curated record.